This is a messenger RNA of Saccostrea cuccullata (small rock oyster), 2648 nucleotides long. Its product is annotated as heat shock 70 kDa protein 12A-like. The transcript has 5 exons. The record is from RefSeq and is a predicted model, not a curated record. Lineage: Eukaryota; Metazoa; Mollusca; Bivalvia; Ostreida; Ostreidae. Bases 76 to 1830 code for a protein of 584 amino acids. Gene Ontology annotation, molecular function: ATP-dependent protein folding chaperone; ATP binding.
GUGUACUAAACUUUGCUUAGAAAAUAACUACGCCGUUUUAGUUCAUACUUAUAUUAAAAAGGAUAGUGAAUAAAAAUGGCAUGUGCUCAAGAAGAUCGUCUGAUGACAGCGGCCAUUGAUUUCGGCACGACAUACUCGGGCUACUGCUUCUCUUUUCGGCAUGACUUCGAGAAUGACCCCCUCAAAGUAUCAGCUAACACGUGGACAGCAGGCACGGCGGGUCUCGUCUCCCUGAAGACCCCCACUACAGUACUACUAGACGGGAAAGGCGAUUUGGUCGAGUUCGGUUACGAAGCAGAAGAUCGCUAUUCCGAACUGGCAGACGAACAGGAACAUGGAGAUUACUACUAUUUCAGAAGAUUCAAAAUGACGCUGUUCAAUUCAUCGUCUAGACUAACAAGAGACACAAUGUUGAAGGAUAUGACAGGAGGAAAACAGAUGAAGGCUAUAACUGUCUUCGCUCACGCUAUCCGCUAUCUUAAGGACCAUAUGCUGAAAACUCUUGACCAGCGAGGGGCGGGGAUCAAAGCUAGGGACAUCAACUGGGUCUUGACCGUGCCCGCUAUCUGGGACGACCCCUCGAAACAGUUCAUGCGGGAGGCUGCUGAAGAGGCUGGUAUAAACCGAGUACAAUUAAUGAUAGCUCUUGAACCUGAGGCAGCUUCUUUGUUUUGUAAAUAUCUCCCUAUAGAGAAACUGCAGGGCGCCGAGGGGGGAAUCAGUGCCUUCAAACCGGGCAGUCGAUACCUCGUACUAGACGCUGGUGGUGGUACGGUCGAUAUCACAGUGCACGAGGUUCAGUUCAACGGAACUCUGAAGGAACUGGACAAGGCCAGCGGCGGAGCUUGGGGCGGCACUAGAGUGGACCAGUCAUUCAAAGAAAUGCUGGAGGAAAUCGUCGGUGGAGGAAUGCUGGAAAAUUUUGCCUUGUCGCAUACAGCGGAUUAUAUCGACCUGUUUCGAGAUUUUGAGACUAAAAAACGUAACGUUAAGGACGAUGCUCCAGGAAAAAUCACCAUUCGUAUUCCCAUAAGUCUUCAAGAGUUGUACGAGGCGGAAUCAGGAGAGGAAAUAAAAAAGAAAAUUCGCCAAACCAAAUAUAAAGAUGAUCUAACCUGGGUUGGAGAUCGUCUGCGCAUUAACAAGCCAUGUUUUGUGGACUUGUUUUCGGCAGCUUGUGAUGGCAUGGUCAAUCAUGUUAAACAGUUGUUACGAUCGCCCAAAGUUCGAGGCACGAACAACAUUCUUAUGGUGGGAGGAUUUUCGGAAUCCCCCUUACUACAAAAAAGAAUUCGGGAGGAAUUUCCCGACAGUCGGGUGAUUAUUCCACAAGAGGCAGGACUGGCUGUCCUUAAGGGUGCUGUUAUAUUUGGUCACCAGCCAGCCACCAUAGCGGCGCGUAUCGCCAAAUAUACGUACGGCAUUGAAACCAAUACAUCCUUCGAUCGUAGAAAACAUCCCGAGUCGAAGAAGAAGAUGGUAGAAGGCAAAGAAAAAUGUAAAGAGGUGUUUGACAAGCAUGUAUGUAUUGGACAAUUACUGGAAAUAGACGAAGUUCAAAGUGAAAAGAGCUACUGGCCUUUGUAUUCAAAUCAAACCAAAGUGUCGUUACCAGUAUACACCUCUACAAAUGAAGAGCCAGAGUUCGUGGAUGAGCCUGGCUGUUCUUACCUAGGUAAACUGACGGUUGAUCUCCCAAAGUACGGUUCAGAUAAAGAAGUGUCAACAAGUUUCAUUUUUGGAGGAACUGAACUCAAAGUACAAGCUGUCGUGAAAAGCACGGGCGAAGUUACAAGUGCAAAUUUUGAUUUUUUGGAAGGAGAGCCUUAGAAAUAUUACAAGGGAUAUUUUUUAUUUACUUAAUUUUGCAUUUUUACCAACAGGAUCAACGGAAAACCCAUCUACAUGAAUUUUCAAACAUAAAUGUAUUCUUUGUACAAACAGAUUGGCAAAACAUACUGCAUAAACAUAAUUAAAUACAUUAUCGAAUUUGAAAAUUUUGAUCAGCGAAGGGGCGGAAUUAUGAGUGUCAUUGAUGUACCCACACUCACAGAUUAACUUUGAUAUUAGGGAUAGGUAUCGCCAAAAAUUUCGUAUCGCGAUAUAUCACGAUUUUUUCCCCAAAAUAUCACGAUAAUAUCAUGAUAUUUUUACAAGCAAAUUUUACAAUGAUUUUUAAUGAAUAUCAAUAUUUUUCUUAAAAAUGUGCUAAAAAAACAAAAUUUCACUUUUGAGAAAUUUUUAUGUACAUAAAAUUAAUCAUGUUUGGAUGGUAAGAUGCCGUUCUUUUCACCCUUUUUCAACAUUUUUAGACUUUUUAUGAUUGUAAUUUGAAAGAUUGAACAAAUAAAUGAACAAUUUCUGGACUUUAUAAUAUGUACCUAAAUACCGGUAUUUAGGUCUCCGUAUCACGAUAUGUAUCACGCAACAAAAAAUCGCGAUAUACCGGUAUACCGAUAAAAUCGCACAUCCCUAUUUGAUAUGUUUCCAGUUAUUGUCCUAUAUCAUCCCCGCCUACAAACUUUGUUGACAAUGACCAAUUAGUAAUUCAAAUGAUUUUAGGGAGCUAGCAAAUAUGAAUGCAUUACUUUUAUAUAUUGGCGAAUCAUAUAACUAUGUCUCUAUAAAAUAAAGCACUUAGUAAGAUU